This is a messenger RNA of Varanus komodoensis (Komodo dragon), 1572 nucleotides long. RefSeq names its product pentraxin 4 (gene PTX4). The transcript has 3 exons. NCBI's taxonomy places the organism in Eukaryota, Metazoa, Chordata, Lepidosauria, Squamata, Varanidae. The record is from RefSeq and is a predicted model, not a curated record. The coding region runs from base 1 to 1572 and encodes 523 amino acids.
AUGGUGGGAACCCAGCAAAUGUUGACCAUCUACCUGAUCCUUGCCACAAUCUGUCUCCGGGGCAUCCUGCUCCAGCAACCUGGGACAGGGGAGCAAAGGAAGCCCUUCUUUGAAAGGUUCAGGCGGCUGGAGGAGCAGUUCCGCCGCUUCCAGGAGGUCACCCUCUUGCGCUUCCAUGAGAUUGCCGGGAAUCACAACGUCUCCCAGGAUGCCGAUGCCCAGCUCGAGCGCCUGCGCGGAAGGCAGGAGGCCCUGGAGUCGGCGGCCAACGAGACCCACGCGGCCACGCGGCAGGAGCUUGGGCGCCUCAGAGCCCAGCUGAAGAAGCUGCGGCGCAAGACCGGCGAGCAGGAGGCGCGGCUCACGGCCCUGCAGGAGGCCUGGCAGGAGAGCACGGCAGGGGCGCAGCGCCAGGAGGCGCUCCUGGCCGACCUAGCCCGGGACGUCGCCAGCCAGCGGGAGGCCGGCCGGGCCGUGCGUGCCGCCCAGCAGAGCCUGCAGAAGGCCCUGGAGGGCGUCCAGGACGCCCUGAAGAGCCAGGGCAGUAAGCUGGGCGAUGUGGAGCGGCAGCUGAGCAGUUCUGGCCCCCGCGGGGCCCUUCCGCCCGUCCGGCCGGCCACAGCCCACCUCCUGGGUCAGGCUGCCCAGGGAAAGGGGCCAGAGGCGGCAGCCGGGCAGAGUCCGACCCUGAGAAAGCUCCAAGCCAAGCGCCGGCAAAAGGCGAGGCUGCAGCAGGAGGGCAGCCGCCUCAUGGCCCUGUCCCAGGAUCACGGGGAACAGAGUGCCGUCCCCACGGCUCGGGCACUGCCCCUGCCGGAGUUGGAAGCAGACGCUGCCUCUCUGCUGGACCCGCAGGCUCUCCGUCAGCCCGCUUCAGUCCAGGGCCGGGUCCCGGAAGGGCCUCUGCAGGGCCUCCGUCAGCCAGGGGCAGUCUGCAACGUGGGCUCCAUGCUGGUUUUCCCAAACGCUUCCACAGAGAACUUUGCGGUCAUCCAGCCGGGCCCCCGCACCAGCCUGCUGGAACUGAGCGUCUGUAGCUGGGUGCGCACCCCCGCCGGCUACCUGGGCACGAUCCUGUCUUACGCCACAGAAGAGAACGACAACAAGCUGGUCCUGCACGGCAGGGACGUUGCUCCGCGGAGCGCCGUCCACUUCGUCAUCGGCGACCCCGCUUUCCGGGAGCUGCCCGUGGGCCGGGUCCUCGAUGGCACGUGGCAUCACCUCUGUACCAUCUGGUCCUCCAUCCAGGGGCGCUACUGGUUCUUUGUGGACAGGCGGCUGGUCUCCAUGGGCUCCAGGUUCCGGAGGGGCUACGAGAUCCCCCCCGGAGGCUCCCUCAUCCUGGGCCAGGAGCAAGAUGUGCUGGGGGGCGGCUUCGAGCCCUCCGAAGCGUUUGUGGGGUUCCUGGCUGGCUUUGCCAUGUGGGAUCGCGCGCUCUCGCCUGGGGAGGUCUCUGGCCUCGCUGUCGGAAGUGGGCUGCCCCGCGGGCCCCUCCUCACCCUGGCCGAUGUCUCUGCCCUGCACGGAUCCGUGCGGAAGGUGAACUGCACCUGCCUCGAACUCUGCCUGUAA